Molecule: messenger RNA, 3702 nt
Organism: Sarcophilus harrisii (Tasmanian devil)
Lineage: Eukaryota; Metazoa; Chordata; Mammalia; Dasyuromorphia; Dasyuridae
Gene: DHX35
Product: DEAH-box helicase 35
Exons: 22
Coding region: 219-2330 (703 amino acids)
Cellular component (GO): catalytic step 2 spliceosome; intracellular anatomical structure
Molecular function (GO): RNA binding
Source: RefSeq, a predicted model, not a curated record
GCGCCAGGACGGGAGAACGUCCCAGUCCCCUGACGCCGCCGCCAUAGACCCCUAUUGUGGGUGCGGGAGUGGAAAGGGGAGACCGCGAGAAUUCUCGGCUGCGGAGACAGAGCCCGCGGUAGCGCCGGAUAUCUCUACCGCCCCGCCCCGCUCCUUGCUCGCUCUCGGACUCGCUCGUGGCCGGGGGCGGAGCCCUCGCGGUGACCUUUCACCCCAACAUGGCCGCGCCCAUGGGACCCGUGAAAUUCUGGAAACCGGGGACAGAAGGCCCAGGUAUCAGCAUUUCAGAAGAGAGACAAAGUACAGCAGAAAGCUCUGGAACCACUGUCAUUUAUAAUCCUCAUGCUGCCCUUUCUAUAGAACAGCAGAGACAAAAGUUACCAGUUUUUAAGCUUAGAAAUCAUAUCUUAUAUUUGGUAGAAAACUAUCAAACAGUGGUGAUUGUUGGAGAAACAGGAUGUGGGAAAACUACACAAAUUCCACAGUAUCUGGCAGAAGCUGGCUGGACAGCAGAGGGAAGAGUAGUAGGAGUGACCCAGCCAAGAAGAGUGGCUGCUGUUUCAGUUGCAGGGAGAGUUGCUGAAGAAAGGGGUGCUGUGCUGGGCCAUGAAGUUGGAUAUUGUAUUCGGUUUGAUGACUGUACUGAUCCACAAGCUACAAGAAUUAAGUUUCUGACUGAUGGAAUGUUGGUCAGAGAGAUGAUGGUGGACCCAUUAUUAACAAAAUAUAGUGCUCUUAUGCUGGAUGAAGCCCAUGAGAGAACUUUAUAUACAGAUAUUGCUAUUGGCUUGUUAAAAAAGAUUCAAAAGAAACGAGGGGAUCUUAGAUUGAUUGUAGCUUCAGCUACUUUGGAUGCAGAGAAAUUUCGGAAUUUCUUUAAUCAAAAUGAAACCAGUGACCCUAGUAGGGAUACAUGUGUAAUCAUUACUGUGGAAGGGAGAACGUUUCCAGUGGAUGUCUUUUAUCUACAGAGUCCUGUUCCAGAUUAUGUCAAAUCAACUGUGGAAACUGUGAUGAAAAUUCAUCAAACAGAGGGUGAUGGUGAUAUAUUGGCAUUUCUUACUGGCCAGGAGGAAGUUGAAACUGUUGUUUCUUUGUUAAUUGAACAAGCGCGGGCAUUAUCUCGGACUGGUAUGAAAAAGCACCUCCGUGUUCUCCCUAUGUAUGCUGGGCUGCCUUCAUUUGAACAGAUGAAGGUAUUUGAAAGAAUGUCACAUAAUGUCAGAAAGGUGAUAGUGGCAACCAACAUUGCAGAAACAUCUAUUACAAUCAAUGGAAUUGUGUUUGUGAUAGACUGUGGCUUUAUGAAACUUCGAGCCUAUAAUCCUAAAACAGCUAUUGAAUGUCUUGUGGUAGUUCCAGUGUCACAGGCAUCAGCCAAUCAGCGAGCAGGACGUGCAGGUCGCAACCGCUCUGGAAAAUGUUACAGACUCUAUACAGAGGAAGACUUUGAAAAGUUGCCUCAAUCUACUGUACCUGAGAUGCAGCGUAGUAACCUGGCACCUGUCAUCUUGCAGCUAAAAGCAUUAGGAAUUGACAAUGUCCUUAGAUUCCACUUCAUGUCUCCUCCUCCAGCACAAUCUAUGGUUCAGGCUUUGGAGCUACUCUAUGCUUUGGGAGGUCUGGACAAACACUGUCACCUAACUGAACCUCUUGGCAUGAGAAUAGCAGAGUUUCCUUUGAAUCCUAUGUUCGCAAAGAUGCUGCUAGAAUCAGGAAAUUUUGGCUGUUCUCAGGAGAUUUUGAGCAUUGCAGCCAUGAUGCAGAUUCAGAAUGUUUUUGUAAUUCCACCAAAUCAGAAAAAUCAGGCUAUGCGAGAACACCGAAAAUUUGCUGUGGAAGAAGGUGACCACCUUACUAUGCUUAAUGUAUAUGAGGCUUUUAUCAAACACAGUAGGAAUUCACAGUGGUGUCAGGAACAUUUCCUUAACUAUAAGGGGCUUAUGAGGGCUGCCGCUGUAAGGGAACAGUUGAAAAAGCUACUUGUCAAGUUUAAGAUACCAAAGAAAUCCAGUGAAGGUGAUCCAGAUCCUGUUUUAAAGUGUAUUGUCUCUGGAUUCUUUGCUAAUGCUGCUAAGUUUCAUUCCACUGGAGCUUAUAGGACUAUCCGUGAUGAUCAUGAAUUACAUAUACAUCCUACUUCGGUACUCUAUGCGGAAAAACCACCUCGAUGGGUUGUCUACAAUGAGGUCAUACAGACUUCAAAAUACUACAUGAGAGAUGUGACUGCUAUUGAAUCUGCAUGGCUGUUGGAGUUGGCACCACAUUUCUAUCAGCAGGGAACGCCUCUUUCAAUGAAAGCCAAAAGGGCCAAGGUUGAUGACCAAUGACCAUAAUCCAACUGUUGUUGACAGCACCUGAUCCUUUUCUUCUUGGUAUUCUCCAAGAUGUGGUUUUUGAACCUUGGGACAUGUAAUCCUAAACUUUUCACUGAUGUAAAGCUGUCUGUUCUGUACUUUCAAUCAAUUCAUCUGUUCCACUAAAUGUAUAAAAGCCUGUCAGGAGCCUGUAGGAGUUGAUGCAUGAGCAGGUUAUGGCAAAGCUAAAGCUGAGCUUGCAUUAUGGACAUUUUACUACUUGGCUGAUGUGGCCACAUUAGUUAGCCUGGGCAUGUUGUCCCUUUAACAUGGGUAGGCAAUCAGAAAAUACGGAUGUAACUUGAGUAAGAACUGGAGCUUCUGUGAAAGAACAGAACUGCCUUUGAAUAGUGUAAUGCCAUGUUAAAGAGGAUGGAGAGUUUUGCAUACUACAGCUCUUGCCCCUUGGACCAUAUGAGAUUUGAUGGAUAUUAUGCUGAAUGCCUUGUUGAAUGCAGAGUAGUCCAGGAAGGGAUCUGACUUUAGAAAGAAACAUCAGGAGCUUUACUUGAAAUCUCUCUGAUACCUGGAGCAUGCCUAAUUAAAACAGGAACUUAAAGCAAUAGAGGCAAUUUCUAUAGCUUCUCAUUUGCCUUUUGUCCCUAUUUCCCCACUGUAUGAAACUUUAGAAUGGCAUUCCAUUUAAAGUGAAAUGAACAAUAUGUUUACAUACAAGCUCUGUAUUUUUUUAGCCCUUGAUCGCUCUGGACUCUCCUGGUAAUUUUGGAGAUCUUUAAGGGCCAUUUAUGAGUGAUACACCCCUAGGACCCAUGAGCACAUAUUCCCUAAUUGCAAUGAAUGUAUGCAUUUUCACAAGUGGGCUUGGCUCCCUCUUUUGGGAUUUGACAUCUUAGACUUGAUGCCACUGGCUUCAACACUAGUGAAAUUUUAUGAAAUUCCAGUUGGGAAAAUCUCAUGAGAAUACUAUUUAAGCAGGGAUUAAUAGUUUAGAUGCUCUGAACUUCUAUAAAUCAGGAAUAAUUAAUAGUAUGUUAGUAAUGGCUUUAUUUUGGCUCUUUAUUGGGAGGGGAUAUUCUCCUUUUUCCAGCAGGCUCUGGUCAUACUGAUGCCCCAGGCCUACUUUGCUAUAAUAGUGUUUGCAUUUAAAACACAUUAGCUGCUGUAGGUUUAUUUAUUUAUUUAUUUUUACUAUUUCAAUGACAUUUGUUUUAAAAACAUUUAGCUUAAAAAUUUAUUUUUGUACUGACAUUUAUUUGGUGAAUGGGCCACUUUUGGCACCAACAUGUACUUUCAUUUUUUUCUUUCCAUUUUUACAAUGUGUAAAUAAUAGCAAAACUUAAUAAUGAUAGUGAAUUUAUACCUAGAAUAAAUGUUUUCCUCCCUC